Molecule: messenger RNA, 3453 nt
Organism: Trichophyton verrucosum HKI 0517
Lineage: Eukaryota; Fungi; Ascomycota; Eurotiomycetes; Onygenales; Arthrodermataceae
Exons: 3
Coding region: 1-3453 (1150 amino acids)
Source: RefSeq, a predicted model, not a curated record
AUGCGCGGCAAGACUCCUCGAACAGCAAGAAAGAUUCUCAAGACACCGCGAGAAGCGCGAGUACCUUUGAGUGAUAUAUUCUCCUCCGGACACAAUGCUCGGCACAGCUCCGGACCUACUAAUCGAUUUACAAACGAGAUCGCGAAGCUUUUGACUAGCAACGAGAAGCUGCGAUCGCCUCUUCCCAGCACACAGAAUUCGAACCCGAAUUACAAUACCGACUCCGGCUACCAUGGAAUGCCGGAUUCCCUCCCAACAGACACCAACGAACCAGAUCAUCAAAUGGAGGUAGAAACAGCUACCCAAGUCAUCGAGGACUCGACAAUACUGCCCGUCGAUGAAGGCCCUAAGAGCCCUGCCAAUGUUCGUCGUAUUACCGAAGACUCGUUUCACUCCGCGAGAGAAGUUGCACCAAGCAAGGAAAACACGGUGGAGCCAAUGGAGUUUGAAUAUUCUCGCUAUAUCCCAAAGAACACAGCUUUGCCAAAGCAACAUCCUCUCAGCACCUCUCCUCGCCAAGAGAAACAGAACGAGAGCCAGAAUCGCCCUCAGCCCUUGGCCUCGCCCCAUCAACCAGAAGCUAAGGAGGAUCUGGACGAUCCUAAUUUCGAUGAUAUAGGCUCACCUUCAGAUGGUCCUACUCCGGUUCGAGCACCAAUUCGAAAAAGUAGUCUUACAUUUGCAUCCCUACCGGCAAGAGAGCCACUCACUACAAAGCGCAGCAUGGGGGGACGAAUGUCCAGGACUAGUCAUAUUGAUCCCCCGAAGAUGAACAUGAGCAUAGUUGGCCAACCCGGCUACCUUGGGAGGCAGACUGGUGGAAACCGAUUGACACAAAUGCUCUUGGAUAAUGAGAAAAACAACAAGCCUCUGGAAUCUAAUGACAAGGCCGGAACUGAUGAUUCGGCUGACAAUGACCAUGAUUCUGAUGCAGAAAAUAAAGCCCCAAAACGAUUGAACAAGUCGUCAACACAGCUUUUACACGAGAAAAUCAAUAUGCUAGGGAAGACUCAGGCCCCUCGUACCACCAAAUCUAUUGCUCCCGCUCCAUCGCUAGGUACACAGCAGCUCAGCUAUCCAGACCUUCCACCGCCUACUGCUGCCUCUUCAAAUGAUAAUACACAGAAUGCCUCUAUUUCUAGGCCCUCGUCCGCCAUGGAAGCUGCUCACGGCUCCCCUCAGAGAUUACCACCGACACCAAACCAUUUUACUUUUCCCGCUGAUAAGUUCCAACCUGAGGCCCAAAUUUAUAGGGACACUCCUAGUCCUGCUUCAAGAGCGCCUUCAGCUCAUCCCGUUUCACCUGAAAGGCGCUCGCCGGGCCCAAAACCAUUCCGGCCUGGAGGCUUUUUCCACAGCAAAUCUUCUUCUGUUCCUUCGUUUCCUAUCUCCCCACGGCCUGGCACGGCUGGCUCCGCCCAGAAAGCACCAUCUGUUGCGGAUACACCUGGCGAGUCCACUACACCGGCUGGUUCCCCUAAACGCUUCGAUGGCCCAUUAAGUGCAUCUAAAUCAAAGCUUCAAUCCUUAAUGAAAAGCGCCAGAGGACUUUUUGGCAGUAGCGCGAGCGUUUCCGCUACCGCCAAGUUGGAGACUCUUUCACCUACUUGGCAGCGCACCCAGGCUAGUACACAGAACCAGCCUCAAGCAACAGCUACUGACCCACCAAGUCCAGCUAAAGCUCCUCGAACCCGUGGCUCCAUCGAAAGGGAGCAUAGACGCAAAGAACAAGAGCUAAAAGAUCGCAAACAGAUGGAAGAGCAGGAACGAGUUAGGGAACGUGAGAAGCUACACCCAGAACCCACCAAGCCUGCAAAUAUACCCUCCAAACCUCAAAUCCUAGAUAAAGUGGAGGUACCACAACAUUCCUCAGAAAACCUCCCUGCUCGAAGGGUAGAGCCAGUGCCCAAGGCAGAACCUGCACGUCGUGAGCUUGAGCCCAGUACAGAAGAAGGACGAGGAGCAAACACUCAUGCCGCAUCACAAUCCCACCCGUUGCCCAAUGAAGGUCGUAGGCCUGCAAAAGCCAUUAGAGAAAUGCGAAAGCCGAAACCACAGCCUGUCAACAUACGUGUAGGAACUCUAUCUUCACAGCGAAUAAGGGCAGAAUCGGCAACCCCGGCACCCCCUUCAGCCCGUGAACCGACUGUCCAGCAAACGUCGGUUUCCAAAAAGGCUAGCAAUGCCUCUCUUCUCACCACGGCAUCUUCCAGUGGUAGCCUGAAGAGCUCUGCGUCUUCUGCGUCGUCGAAAUCAAAAGCUCUUCUAGCUGUGGAAAGAAAGAAGGAGCAGGUAAAUGCUUCUAAUACCAUAUUAUUUUUUAUCUCAUCUGAUACUUACUUAUCUGAACAGGAACAGCGAGAAGCCCAACGCAAGCUGGACCAGCGCCGUGAAGUCGAUCGUAAGAGACUUGCGCAGCAAGAGGAAGCCAGCCGACAGCUACAGCAAGAUAAAAUCCGCCACGAGCGAGAGCAAUCUGUUACUGACGAUCCAAAGACGCUUGCAAAGAAACAAGCGAUUGAGAAGAGGCGACUCGAGAAUGCCAAAAGAUUGGAGCAACAGCGUGGUCGACAACAGACUCCGUCAAAUGAUACCCCUCCGAGCCGACCACAUAAUUACCCACCACCAAACCCUGCAAAGCCUCCCAAGCGUGCACAUGAGGAGCAAAACACCGUCCGACCCCCUGCUACAAAAGCCGGCAGUGUUCAUCAACUUGACGGCAAGCGGAGGAAGACUGAAGAAGAGAUUGUUGCUCCUGAACCCACCGCGGUUCGACCAGCUAUGGCUCCUCCUAUUCGUCAGUCCAACGCGUCAAAACUUAAUAACUUCCCCAGUGUCUCCAAGUACGCAGCCGCUCCUCCUGUGAACUCGAUGCAAGGCUGCCCCCCAAUAUUUAAGAACCCUGCCGGCGCACAAAAACCCUUCCAAACCCUUCCCCAUCAAACCCAAGGUAAUCGGCCGGCCCAUCCCUUGGAGAUGGCGAAAUAUGCCAACGGAAGGAUUCCCUUUGCAGAACCUAAUAAUGUUCCGCCCCAGCCGACUUCCGCUCAUCUCAAAACGCCUGGUCAAAACAAACAUGUCAUACCUAAAUCUUCUCCAGCCUAUCCAAACGGCGAAAACAUUAAACUUCCUGAUAUUCCUACUGACAGUGAAGACGAAGACUCCGAUGCUGAGCCAUGUCAUGUCCCAGACUGGGCCAAGGAAGAGAACCUCCAUAACAUUCUUGUUCAACAAGAAAGCCAGGAUGGGGAGAUGGUCUUCGGCCCAUCUGCUCCCCUGCGGAUGGAAGAGAUCUUCAAAGGCAAUAAGGAGAGAUUACGCAAGUUCCGUGAUCGUACUAGCAGUGCGAAUUGGAACGGUCCGGACGGCUUGACACAGGAUGAGAUUAAGUGGGACAUGGCUGAAAGAGAAAAAUUGAAGAACAACGGCGGCUGGGUCUUCAGCCCUCAUUGA